AUUCACAUCUGUAGCCGCGCCUCUCCGUAUCACUCCGCGCCUCUCUCCCGCCAGGCCGCCGCCCAAGCAACCAUGGUGGCCGCGCUGCUCCGCCGCGCGCUCCACCUCCGCCGUGUGCUCCCCUCGCCCGCCGUCACCGCCGCCGCCUCCCAGCGCCUCAUCCCCGCCUUCUCGACCACCCCCACGCCGACCCCGACCACCUCCCAGCAGAACGCCGCCACCACUACGAUCGACCUCUCCUCCGACGAGAGCCGCCGCCGCCUCCUCAAUAGGUUGGUGUACCGGAGCAAGCAGCGAGGUUUUCUGGAACUGGACCUGGUGCUGGGGACCUGGGUCGAGCAGCACGUGCACGCCAUGGACGAGGCCAACAUCCGCGCCCUCCUGCAAGUGCUCGACCUCGAAAACCCAGAUUUGUGGAAAUGGUUGACUAGCCAGGAGCAGCCACCAGAGGAUCUGAAUUCUAAUCCGGUGUUUGCUGCCAUCAAAUCAAAGGUCACAGAUAACCUGACCAAGCAUGCUUCUCCUGAGACCCGAUCUACACCAGGUCAACCAUGGGUUAGAGGAUGGGACGACAUAAAGAAAGGCAAAGAUGGACCCAAGUAUGGAAAUCAGUGAUAAGCUGCUUGAAAUGGGGAUGACGGCUUUCCAUCCUAAAUAAUAGCUGUCCGCCCACCCCACCCCCCAAUAUGCUUGUUUUGUGAUUGUGUAGAAUAAAGUGAACUGCCACCGGCAUGUGUGAAGUUUGUUAAAUUGUAGAAUCAGCUUGUAACUAUGGAUGGUACUCCUGAUGUUUGCCUGGCAAUUCCAGCCUUCCAGGUAUCGUCUACUACUUGGAAAUAUGUUAUAUUAUGCAUUGCAGUC
Molecule: messenger RNA, 861 nt
Organism: Zea mays
Lineage: Eukaryota; Viridiplantae; Streptophyta; Magnoliopsida; Poales; Poaceae
Product: TPR repeat region family protein
Exons: 4
Coding region: 73-615 (180 amino acids)
Biological process (GO): protein-FAD linkage; tricarboxylic acid cycle; mitochondrial respiratory chain complex II assembly
Cellular component (GO): mitochondrion
Source: RefSeq, marked provisional